AUGAGCACAAUAAAUAUAUUAUACCCACUUAUGCUAAAACGCCCCAGUGUAGAACAGCUCAAACGUGAAUAUCAGAGCUUGUUAGAUAAAGCACACUGUACUUAUCAAUUAGAUGAUCAUCUCCAUAUAAUCGACCGAAUAUCACAAAAUUCUAAACUGCGUUUGUCAUCCGAAUACAUACUCAAAUCUACCAGCGCUAAUGUAAAUAAGUUAUUCAAUGGAGGACUGUUAUCUAACCAACUGAAUAUCUAUGAUACAAAAGAUGUGUGUUUAUCUGAACACAUAGUGUCAAGUUUUAUUGCAAAUUCACUCAUCAUACAUCCAUUAAGUGAUGUAAUAUAUAUUACUAUCAAAACCUUCUAUCCUAAAUUGGUGAUAUCUCAAUUACCUAAAGAAUGCGACUAUAAGGAUACACUUUCGAGGCUGCGAAUAUUACCCAUCUAUGGGAUAAAAGAUUUUAUAUCGUCUAUUAAUUAUGCCAAAUCGCUUGAUCAUAAAAUAUCACUCGUCGUCAUCAAUGGAUUGAAUAUUAUCCUAGACGGUACACUGAGCGAAGAAUUUACGAAUACAGUUAUGCAAUCACUCAGGAUUCUACCAUUCCAUCUCGUUUGUUGUAUGCUCGCUAUAAAUUACAAGUGA
Babesia microti strain RI is the source of this 639-nucleotide messenger RNA. RefSeq lists its product as hypothetical. The transcript is spliced from 4 exons. NCBI's taxonomy places the organism in Eukaryota, Apicomplexa, Aconoidasida, Piroplasmida, Babesiidae. The record is from RefSeq and is a predicted model, not a curated record. Bases 1 to 639 code for a protein of 212 amino acids.